This is a messenger RNA of Strongylocentrotus purpuratus (purple sea urchin), 6810 nucleotides long. RefSeq names its product N-acyl phosphatidylethanolamine phospholipase D-like (gene napepld). Lineage: Eukaryota; Metazoa; Echinodermata; Echinoidea; Camarodonta; Strongylocentrotidae. Gene Ontology annotation, cellular component: membrane-bounded organelle; cytoplasm. Gene Ontology annotation, biological process: N-acylphosphatidylethanolamine metabolic process; N-acylethanolamine metabolic process. The record is from RefSeq and is a predicted model, not a curated record. Bases 767 to 2491 code for a protein of 574 amino acids. The transcript has 5 exons. Gene Ontology annotation, molecular function: N-acylphosphatidylethanolamine-specific phospholipase D activity.
AAAUGUGACUGAACUUCCAAUGGGGAAUGGGGCCUGGGGUUAAGAGUUCAUGCUCUCUAUCAUAAACGUGAAUAUUCAUACCCCGUGGCACUGUAGGGAGUAUAGAGAACCAAUCAAGAAAUGACUCAACCUGGAGACUGCUGAAUAUGCAUGAAAAAGUGUGCUGCAGUGGACCAAUAGGAGCACAGACACAGAGGGGAAGGGGCCUUAUUGCAGUAUGAUGUGUACGGUGCAGUGGUGCACUGCUGCCUCAGCUCAGAGCUGUAAUAUUGGGGGGUUCACAGUAGUCAGUCCGCUUGUUACGCACUUCUACUAUGCUUCGGUCUGACUGAGUAGGAAAGACACCCCAGCCAGCAGCGCUACCGUGUUUGCUCUGAUCGCACAGGAAGGAUGACUGGACAGUGAGGUUGUCAUGUCCAAUACUCAUCACCCAUCUCUAAUAGUUCUACAAUAGAGCAGAGUUCAGCUCAACCCUACUGCCCUAGCCUGCCGCACAUUCAAUUAUCCCCCCUCCUCACUACAACAGCCUUCGGUAACUGCCAUCCGCGCUCUGGACUACCACUUUACACCUCUCGCUGUUUUGGUAUUACGCCAUUUUUACCUGGGAUUCAAUCUAUUCGGCAGAUCGUUCAUAACAUAAAUUCUUGCCUGUAACCCAGCAUCGUUAGACAUUUGAUUCAGGGUUGUAUGUGCGGAUAGGGGCACAUUUAGGAGGAGAUUCAAAGGACUUUAUACUCUCUAAUGUUUUAGGAUCUAGGGAAUCAAGAUGCUGCCAGUAUCUCAUCAGUUUUUCUACUGUGAUGCGGAUGUAUACCACAGAUCAGCGUAUACGUCAUCAUUGAAGCUGCCAUGUGAUCCAGAUCCAGACCCUGACCCACUAGCCUGUCUGGAAGCCUUAGGACCAACCUCAUCCUUUCUGGAUUCCUUCGAGGCCUUAGACUUCAUUGACUCUGAGAGCGUCACCACUCAGGGAAGCAAGGAGAACCUCUUAGACGUUGAUGACUACACAUCAGUUUACAGAGAAACAUUGGAUUCCAACAAGCUCAACCAAUUGAACAAUAACACAGUGUAUGCGGACAUAUCAGAACCUCCCUACCAAAGCAUCGACAGAGCGUGGUUGAAAUCAGGACGCAAAGCCAUGGCGAUGGCCAACACAAACCAAAGCAACCAAACGCAGUCUGUGGCCAUCAUCGAAGAUGACCCUUUGAACCCUGACUAUGCUGCAGUGAAGCAUGUGGUCACCUUCUCAGAACCCCACACCCCUCCUCUCCCAAUCAGAGAAAUAUCAAUCGGAGACACACCCCCUGAACUUCCCCCUCUAGAGGUCAGGAGAAGACCCCCUUCAGACACCCACUCCCAAUCCUCACCACGAUCCAGCAAAAGCAAUAGUGGUUCAGACUUUGAUAUUAACACCAGCAGGACUAAAGUGAUUUGUAAUGAUAGGGUCAAGUUUGGGUCAUUGGAUCCAAGGAAGCUAGAGGAUGUGACACCAUCGAGGUUCAGGAAUGGUCGUUAUGAGAACCCUUGGGAAACAUGGUCCAUGCCUUCCUUUGGCAAUGUACUUAAGUGGUGGCUCUUUAGUAAAAACAACAGCAAUGUGCCAUCAAAAUCGACGCUAGAGAAGACCUUACCAGUGCUAAAACCAGCCCAUGAUGAGAUCAAAGUUCCACCCAUCUCUGGAGUACGUGUCACAUGGAUUGGCCAUGCAACAGCUCUCGUUCAGUUUGACGGUAUCUCAGUGCUAACCGAUCCCGUCUUCAGCGAUCGCUGUGGUCCCAUGUCAUGGAUGGGCCCAAAGAGGUAUCGACCCCCUCCGUGCCAGGUCAAAGACCUCCCUAAGAUUGAUGCCGUCGUCAUCAGCCACUCGCACUUUGACCACCUUGAUGCGCCUUCUGUGUCUGCCCUCAAUGCAAGGUUUGGAUCUGAUCUAAGGUGGUUUGUACCGCUAGGUGUCCUAGACUGGAUGGCCGGCAUGGGAUGUGAGAAUGUCAUCGAGAUGGACUGGUGGCAGGAGAACUGCAUCCCGACCCACAGCGACGUCACAUUCGCCUUCACUCCGGCUCAACACUGGGGGCAGCGUACACCCACGGACAGGUUCAAGACGUUGUGGGGCUCCUGGUGCAUCAUGGGACCAAACAACAGCUUCUUCUUUGCCGGUGACACUGGCUACUGUCGAGGGUUUGAAGAGAUAGGGAGACGUUAUGGCCCCUUUGAUCUAGCUGCUAUACCGAUUGGAGCUUAUGAGCCAAGAUGGUUUAAGAGGCCUGUGCAUUGUAGCCCCACAGAGGCGGUGCAGAUUCAUGAAGAUGUCAACUCACGCAAGUCGGUAGGAAUACACUGGGGGACAUUCCGACUUGGCAGUGAGCAUUAUCUGGACCCGCCCAAGGAAAUGAAAAAGGCCCUCGAGAGCAAAGGGCUCCCUCUGGAGGAUUUCUUUGUAAUGAAGCAUGGUGAGUCAAGACUACUCCUAGAAGAAAUGGAAACGGACUGAGGAUGAUGAUUAAAAGGACCAAUCAUCAAUGAAGUUACAUCCUUCGAUUUUGAGGUUACCAAGGCAAAGUUCAUCUCAAGGGCUUUUCAUAUGAAAGCAACCGUGGUUUGGGUAUUAACAUAAAAGGAGUGAAACUAUGUUCAAUAUUUCUGAUGGGUCUUUCCUAUCAUGACUAAAUGAUCAGAAAAUCUCAAAUGUCUGAACCUGAAAAGAAAAUGACUUGGUCUGUAUAGUUUCAUGUAAGGUAUGGCAUAUUAAUAUGCAGGAUGCAAUUACUCUAACGCUUUGUAACAUAGACACUUUGGUAGUGGAAUGUCCACUAAUCUUAAGAAUUGUUGUCUCCUGUUUUAAUCGGCAUAAAUGUAUAUUCUGGAAGUACUAUGUAAUCUUAGAUCUGGAAAGAGAUCAAGAUAUGUUUUCUUACACAAAGGAAAAUCUAAACCACUCUAGAGAUUUAUAUUUAGCUAUCACAUUGUGUUGAGGAUGAGUUAUUUUUUUAAUGUUUAAUUACUAACUGAUCAUUUUUUCAGUUCUAGUAAUAGUUUAAAGGUUUUACAGGUUUAGGUUCUUAGAAAUCAAUGAAAUUAUACUGAUAUGAGUAAUUAUGAUGAAGUUACAAAUUGUUAAAGUGUACUUUUGAUCCGAAAAUAGCUUUUCUGUAAAUUGUGAGUAUAAUAGUCGACACACCCAUAAGUGAUCGCUCAAACUCCCACUUGUGUUCCAUGGCGGUGCUUAUUCGUAUUCUUUAUUUUCGUUACUAUAGCUGUAGCUGUGCACAAAACAUUAUGUAGGUGAUUGGUACACUUCAAAUUUGACUUUGAAGCCAUAUGUAGAAAGGACACCAAACUUGUAUACAUGUACAGCAAAUACAAAAGUUGUCAUGCUAAACAAUGAAGUAAUUGUUAUUAAUGUGUAUCCAUACCACAAUAUGUUUCAUUGAGAACAUACACUUACUCAGGACUGCUUAGUAACUCUUUUCCAGUAGGAUUUCCAGAAUAGAAAAUUUAUGACGUCUGUAAUUAUUAAUUAACCCCCUUUAAAAUUUUAAAAUGGGGGUCCAGAGUUAAAAUAUGAGGCUCAUGUGACAGUGAUGUGUCUAGGGCAGCCGUUAGUGUAUGCUCUAUGUACUUUACUUGACCAUUUAGUACCUAAGUAUAGAGGGUAUAGAGUUAUGGUGAUGCAAACUGUGGUUUGGGUCAUGCAAAUGAGGUACCCCUCAGAGCAGAGAAUCAAAAGGAAGGCAGAGAGAUAGCAAGAGGAAGAGGCCUGCUGACGCAACGACAGUGAUUGGGAUCAGUGACUCUCCCUCUCCCGUGAUCUCAUGCCGGGAUUGGCAGACCGUGACACUCUUUAUUAAAAUCAGGUCUGGUUGAAUGACCCUCUGAAGCCUCCUUCUCAUCCACCUCCUCCCUCCCUCUCUGACAAUCAGUGCACAUCUUGUGAAAAUACUUGUUUAAGAGAUGAGAUAAGAGUCAAUGGUCGGUGUUCUACUGAUUCAGUUAAAUCUGACACUGGCGCUUGGUCAUGUUGAACAAAGGAAAAACUUAGACCUAGGUCCAUUUUUAGCCCAUUAUCAGUGGGAACUGGGUAGUCCCUGUAUCAAGCCUAUAGCAAGGAGAUAAUUUGGUAAUUAAGGGGUUAAUUUAACUUUAGACCAAGCAAAAACCCAUGUUCUACUAAUAAUUUAGUAGAAUACUGGCCCAAAUGUCUUUCAAGUUUUGAUAACUGUUGCUUUUGUGUAUUUUUUUAGCUACAGUGUCUCAAUUUUGUACCAAAAUUUUCAAAGGAAAGCAAUAUCAAUCAUUCAUAAGAUUUAAGGUAUCACUUGCAGCUUCAAUUUGAAUGGUUUCUGCCAAAUUGAUAUGGUGCCAUUUAAAUUUUUCUGACAUAUUGAAGCCGUUGUAGGAUAUACAAUAAAUAAUAAUGUUAAUAGGUUCAGAAGUGAAUGCUUCUUUGAUUGUGUAAUCAGUAUUGAUACCCUUUGAAAGUGCCAGGGUAACCGUAUGAAGUUAUCUGUUCAUAUAAAAUCUGCUUCAAUGUAGAUUUAAACCAACACCUACUGAAACCUCAAGGCUCCUAUAUGAAGCCUUCAGAAAUGAGAGAAUUCAGAAGUCAACAGGUUAAGAUUAAAUCCAAAGAGGACUUAUAACAAUAUCAGAAUUCAUCACAUAUUAGUAGUUUACAGGAACAGCUUCUGACAGCCUUCCACACUGCUUAGCCAUCAAUCAAUAGUGAUUGAUUUGCAAAUAGUUUUUAAUACAUUAUCAUCAUCAUCAUUAAAAAUAUAAUUGACUCUCAUGAGCAUAUUGUAAUUAUAGCUAGUGUAAUUACACCGAAGGAACUCUUAUUAUGUUAUGUACAUAAGCUCUGCCUAUGGAAAGAAUAUUAGUGAAUAUUGCAACAUGUCAUUAUUUAUCGAUCACUUUUUUAGAAACAUUUUCCCUCUUUCUAUUUUGUUUUUGUUGUUGUUGUAAUGUGCAAGUUGUGAUGUCUCCAGUACAAAAAUACUAUUAUUUUUAUGUCAUACAAAGCAUCUAGAUAAUCAGUGACUUUUACUCAUGCAUGUUAUCUUUGCAUGUAGCCCAUAGAAGUGCUUGUAGAUAGUGCCAAGUCAUGUCAUGAGUUGCUAGAUCAUUGUGUCGGUUACAACAAAACUUGUGGAGUAAAUAUAGAUGAACUUGAACUUGAUGUACCAAUUGUGUAGUUAUUUAGAUUGGAUCACAGCAUUAAGGAUUGCUUCGUGCAUGCACGAUAGUUGAAACUUGAAGUGACAUCAGCACAAUAGGUUAUAGAUCUCUGUUUUGAUUAGAUUAGUUUGCUCUGUGAAUCAUAUUUUGAAAUGUGUUUAUUUUGAAAAAUGUAUUUUUGUUAUUUAGUAUUGAUUUUUUUAGUUUGCUUUAAAUUUUCAUCUCCAUCAUCAUAUUCAUUUGUUUGUUUUUCUUUUAGUGUGUAAGCGCAGCUUAAUUGCAUAUAUCACCCUACUGAAUUUCAAUUCUGAUGCAAAAAUAGAAAUUAUAUUAUGACAAUGUAUAGAAUAUGCAAAUGAGAUUUAUAUGUCUAUCUUGAUAUUUCAUUGUGACAAUUUCCCUUAGGAGUACCAAAAUUUUGUCUUCAGAUCGUUUUUCUAUUGAGAAAAGGCUUGCUGUACUGUGAAUGAAAUCAUCUGUAUCCUAAUUUGCUAUUGCUAAGAGCUAAUGAUUUUCCCUCUUGGCCCUUUUGACCAAAAUCAUGUAAUAACCAUAACAGCAAAUGUCAAAAUUGUUGACAUAACAUCUAAUGGGACAUUGAGAUUUGCAGUGAAUUGUAGUAAACUGAUAUAGGGCUACAUUUCUGUUCCUAUACUCAGGUAAUAUUGAUUUAAAGAGUUGAUAUUUAUCAGGUCAUCCAUAAUAAUCUUGUGUAAGUAAUAUGCUAUUUUGUUUUAUUUGUAAAGAAAUGUAUUCAGCAAACAGAUUAUAUUUAUGAGUAUAUAUAUUUAUAAUUGUGUAAGUCUAUGGUUAUUAUUAUUUGUUUAUGUUGGUGUAUCAUUGAUAUCUUAGUUCAGAGCUGUGGUAUUUAUUUUAAAAUUGCUGAUGGGUUUGAAUCUAAAAUAGCUUGACAUAUGUAUUCAAUUCAUUAGUAUAAAGGAGUUUUAUUCAAAUUCCACUUGUAUAAUGUAUUUCAUUCAGACUCUAUUGGUGUCUGUCAUAGAUUUUUCAGUGGAAGCUUGUCAGUUAUUGAAGAUGUGAAGAAAAAAAUAUCAUCCAGAAUUAUGGAUGAAUCUCUUUAAACUGUUCAAAUAAAAGCAAAGAUAAAAACAAAUUCUCAAGAGAUUUGAUAAUCAACAUCAAAAUAAUCACUUGUGUAAUUUCAUUCAAAAUAACAAUCUUUAAGAACUAAGAUUUUUAAAUUUUAAUAUUGAAUCUCUACUAAAUUUGUUUUUUUUCUUAAGUGCACCUACCUAUGUGCAGCUACAUUUAUUUUUAGUAAUGCGAUAUAAAUUGGGAUAAAAUGAUAAAUGCAAAGCCAAGAAAUUGAAUGGAUGAUGAGGUAUAGAGGAGGAGGGGUAAUACUAAGAAGACAUGACAAUGCAGUGCUGUAAAAAUAUGGUUUAAGCCGGCCACAAAAGCUAUGAAUAAGCAGCUACCUGCUUUAGGGGUUUGUAAUAAGUCACUUGGGGGAUGCAUGCCUGGCAGCACCAAUUUGUGCUUCACCUCGAUCGGCACAGGAAAUGCCUGCUUAAUGAUCCUACUAGUGGUUGAUGACAAACGGCUUUGGUGUGGUUGGAACAGGUAGCAAGAGUUGAUUGAAGUCGUGGAAAUAAAAGGAAAAGAGGAUUU